This is a messenger RNA of Paramormyrops kingsleyae, 5293 nucleotides long. It is a transcript of the gene nlgn2a, whose product is annotated as neuroligin 2a. NCBI's taxonomy places the organism in Eukaryota, Metazoa, Chordata, Actinopteri, Osteoglossiformes, Mormyridae. Gene Ontology annotation, molecular function: neurexin family protein binding. The record is from RefSeq and is a predicted model, not a curated record. Gene Ontology annotation, cellular component: membrane.
CUUCAUGGGGGGCGGAGGGGGGGAUAGGAGGUGGAAAACAGUACGUUUUUUCGCUAUAUUGAAGCCGGGAAGCCAGUGGUACCCAAUUUCCGCACAAGAGGGUUAUGAUCACCCUUAUCAGGUGUAAAAUGAGAGCGGGGAACGGUUAAUGGGCGCGAUCAUAACAGUGAGCCAAGUUGCGUGUAUUAUUUAUUAUUUUAUUAAGUAUAAAUGUAAAAAUGCAACAACAGGUUAGAUGGGUUGCUUUUUAAUGGAUCGUUUAGUGAAAGGCAGUUGCUACCAGGGACUUGUGCGCGCACACGCGCAUUCCCGUUAGCGCGGGGAAAGGCGGUGGGGGGUGGUUGAGGGAGAGAGAGAGAGAGAGAGAGAGAGAGAGAGGCACAGCAUCUUUCCGGAGCGGGGAGCCAGGAGAGGAGCGAACCUUCACAGCGGAGCUUUGAAUGCGAUCGACGCGGGUUCCCGAUUCACACGCCGAUGGAGCCGCAAAAUGAGGCGAUGAUGGAUCUAUAGCCGGCAGCGAUCUGAUAUUUGCUUCAAGAGCCUCGGACGGCGAUAGCCCGACAAGACGGGAAAAGGGGAAAGAUUAAGAGCUGGAGGAGACCGAUCGGACGACAUAAAAUCCGCAACUGACGCGCUAUUUUUGUGAAUUAAUUGAACUGAAAAGCAGAGGACGGUUCCCCGUUACAUGUAUUGACUUUAUUUUUAAUGCGCCGUACACACUUUCAUCUGCCGUCAUUUCAUUUCUCUCCUUGCUCCUGCAGCCUGUUGUAAAAUGUGGUGAGAUCACGGUCUUACGGCCGGGAUAGAGAGAGACGGGUGUUGUCGGAAAAAAGGGGGGAAGGAAAGAGGUCCUAGUGAAUAAGCUCUUUAAAAAAGGGUCGCGGGAAGAACAUGAUUUGAUGUGAAUGCAUAAGACGCGUUUGCACAGAGUACUGCUUUUUACGACGGAAGGGGAUGGUGUAGAAACGGGCACAGUCCUGAAAAGCGGCGAAAGCAAAGGAUAUCUUUGAAAAAAAUCUCAAAAGCAGUGCAAGCCUUGGUGGAAACCAGUGACUUUACGGGUCAGGCGCAGACGGAGAUCGCGGCCCGAUGUGGACAGUGCAGGGGCAUGGAGCGUAACAGAGCGCCUGGCUGUCAGCGCUGAGGAGGACGACACGCACCUGCCACCUAUUUUGGCCUGACUAUCCCCUGUCCCUCCCCCCCACCUGCCCCUCCCCCCUCCGUUCCCCCUCUGUCCCUUGCCUUCUUCACUCCAUUUUGGCAGCUCCCCUCCUUUCACCAGCUUGCUGUUUUUUGGGAUCCAUUUUUCUUUUUCUUGACGUGCCAUUCGACUGCUCUCGCUAAAAGGAGGAGCCGGGCGAAGGGGAGCAGUAGAAAUGUCUCUCCUACUUCCAUCAGAGUGCAGGCGAGCCACAGGGAGUGCCUGGAGCCGCCGGUGCCAGCGUUCAAACCCCUGCCUGCUCUGGCUGCUGGGCCUGACAGUCCGGCUGGCCCUCAUCACGGCCCAGAAAGUGGACGCCCUUGGGAAGUACCCCAUGGUGACCACCAAUUACGGGAAACUGCGAGGCAUCAAGAAGGACCUUAACAAUGAGAUUUUGGGCCCGGUGGAGCAGUACCUGGGGGUGCCGUACGCCACGCCCCCCAUCGGCGAUCGCCGUUUCCAGCCGCCUGAGGCGCCAGGCUCCUGGCAGGAUGUUCGCAACGCCACCCAGUUCGCCCCCGUCUGUCCACAGAAUAUCCAUGGUGUGCUGCCGGAGAUCAUGCUUCCCGUCUGGUUCACCGACAACCUGGACAUCGUGGCCGGGUACAUCCAGAACCAGAGCGAGGACUGUCUCUACCUGAAUAUCUACGUCCCCACAGAGGACGGUCCGCUCACAAAAAAACAUGAUGAGUCUUCGAUGAACAGGCCCAGGGAUGAAGACAUCCGAGACCGCAGGAAGAAGGCCGUCAUGUUGUUCAUCCACGGUGGAUCCUACAUGGAAGGCACCGGCAACAUGUUCGAUGCCAGCGUCCUGGCCGCCUAUGGCAACGUCAUCGUGGUCACCAUGAACUACCGGCUGGGUGUGCUAGGCUUCCUGAGCACAGGGGACCAGUCAGCAAAGGGUAACUACGGGCUCCUGGACCAAAUCCAGGCUCUACGCUGGCUAAAUGAGAACAUCGGGCACUUUGGGGGUGACCCAGAGAGGAUCACCAUCUUCGGCUCCGGGGCGGGGGCGUCCUGCGUCAACCUGCUCAUCCUGUCCCACCAUUCUGAAGGUGGACCCUCUCAUGGUCCUCCUCAUCUUCUCGGCCCCCCAGGACUGUUUCAGCGCGCCAUCGCCCAGAGUGGCUCUGCCAUCUCCAGUUGGUCGGUCAACUACCAGCCCCUGAAGUACACCAAGAUCCUGGCACGCAAGGUGGGCUGCAGCUUUGGAGAGACCGCCAACAUGGUUGAGUGCCUGCGCCGCAAGAACUUCCGCGAGCUGGUGGACCAGGACAUCCAGCCAGCCCGCUAUCACAUCGCAUUUGGGCCUGUAGUGGAUGGCGAUGUGGUGCCUGAUGACCCGGAGAUCCUCAUGCAGCAGGGGGAGUUCCUGAACUAUGACAUCCUGAUCGGGGUGAACCAGGGAGAGGGGCUUAAGUUUGUGGACGAUGGGGGUUCUGAGGGUGAGGAGGGUAUUUCUGCUGCCGCCUUCGAUUACACCAUCUCCAAUUUCGUGGACAACCUAUACGGAUAUCCAGAAGGUAAGGACAUCUUGAGGGAGACCAUCAAGUUCAUGUACACAGACUGGGCGGAUCGCGACAACGGCGAGAUGCGGCGCAAGACUCUGCUGGCGCUCUUUACCGACCACCAGUGGGUGGCGCCGGCGGUGGCCACGGCCAAGCUGCAUGCCGAGUUUCAGUCUCCUGUCUACUUUUACACCUUCUACCACCACUGCCAGACAGAGACGCGACCCGAGUGGGCAGACGCAGCCCAUGGGGAUGAGAUCCCCUACGUCUUUGGCGUCCCCAUGGUGGGUGCCACUGACCUCUUCCCCUGCAACUUCUCCAAGAACGACAUCAUGCUCAGCGCCGUGGUCAUGACCUACUGGACCAACUUUGCCAAGACAGGGGAUCCCAACCUGCCAGUGCCCCAGGACACCAAGUUCAUCCACACCAAGCCCAACCGCUUUGAGGAGGUCAUCUGGACCAAGUUUAACUCCAAGGACAAGCAGUACCUGCACAUCGGGCUGAAGCCGCGGGUUCGGGAUAACUAUCGGGCCAAUAAGGUGGCCUUCUGGUUGGAGCUGGUGCCUCACCUGCACAGCCUCCAUGACGUCUACGUCAGCUCCACCACUACGCGCCUGCCGCCGGGCACGCCCCGGGGGGGGGGCAAAGGCUCGGGGCCACGCACCACCCGCCACCCCAUCCCCACCUUUCCACCAGACCCUGACCCCGAUGGCUCGGAGAGGCCUCGCCACUCGCCUUUCCCCGACGACACGCGGGACUACUCCACGGAGCUGAGCGUGACGGUGGCCGUUGGUGCCUCCCUCCUCUUCCUCAAUAUCCUGGCCUUCGCUGCACUCUACUACAAGCGGGACAAGCGGCACGAGAUGCGGAGGCGCCUCUCUCCACAGCACGGGCCCGCCAAUGACCUGGCACACAGCCAGGAGGAGGAGAUCAUGUCCAUGCAGAUGAAGCACUCGGAGCAUGACCCCCACCAUGACUUGGAGCCACUACGACCCCACGAAAUCCUCCGGCCGGCCUGCCCGCCCGACUACACCCUGACGCUGCGCCGCGCCCCGGACGAUAUGCCGCUAAUGCCGCCCAACACCAUAACCAUGAUCUCCAGCACCGUUGCCGCCAUGCAGCCUCUUCACGCCUUUAACACUUACCCCGCCCCCGUGGGGCACAACAACACCCUGCCCCACCCUCACUCUACUACCCGCGUAUAGUGGAGUCUCACGGAGGACGACUCCCUCAGAGAGUCCGGGCGACGCCGCCUGCUGCAAACAUCUCCCCCUGCUGGUGCUCUGUGGAGACACGCAACAGAACUGCUGAUCUUUGCUUUUCUCUUCGAGGGGUCUUCUUCUCCCCCCACCCCUGCUCCCGUACACUGUCCCCCACCCCUUGUUUGUUUCCCAUGUUUUCCCCCCCACGUCUUUGGCAAGAUCUGGUUCCCUGGGGUCGGACAGCAGCCACUGUAGCCGUGCCUCAGCCAUGUUCUCACAAGGCGGGAAAGAAUUUCCAUGGUUUUCUUUCCAAUGAGAAUCACGCCCCAGCCGCCGACCUCCUCAUGGUCUCCCCCGCUCUUCUCCACCGCUUUGCUGUGCCUGCUUCUCCUUAUUUAAUCCCUCUAUCUUCUGUAUCGAGGUCAGCCCUUUCAUACCCCCACUGUUAUCGCUCUUUUAUCUCCCUCCCCUAGCCUUUCUUUCUCAGCACCUCUCCGUCUGUGGUUCCUUGGAAGGAGCGUGAGCACACGCACACCUACCCAAACACACGUGUGUGCAAGAGGUGACUUGGAAAGGCAAUAUUCCAAAACCCUCUUUCUACCAGCAUUCUUGGUGCCAAGACCUGUUGUUCUGAUCCAGAUGGGGCACUCAGAGAAAUGGAGGCUCUGUGUCCUGCCUGUGCGCGGGGGGAACGGUCGAAAGAAAAGUGCCAAACAUUCGCCUCCUUUUAUUUUUCUUUGUACUCUGUAUCGAUUGAUUGUUGCUGUUCUUUGUUGUGGAAAGAGUUUUGAAAAUAUAGAUUCAUAGAGAUAUAGAUUAUAUACAUAAUCUAUAUAAACGUAUAUAUAAAGAAAAUUUAUGAACGGUUCGCUCUGUGGGGAUCUAUGCAUGAGGUUUUCCGGAUUGGGCAAGCAGAGGCGGCACACCAGACAGGAAAGGUUAAAAAAUUCAAUUGCCAUUUUGCUUUUACAAUUUUGUUGUUCUUUGUAUUUUUUUAAAUUUCCGUCUUAUGCGCAUUCAUGCUUUCGAAGACCAAGCAUUCGGACCUUUGGCCUGUCCCUAAAGUCCCUCCCAUAGGUAUCAGUGAAAAGGGGCAUCUGUGGAAGCCAGUGGCAACUAAUAAAUGAAUUGAUAGUAAAUCGGCAACUCCAGCUGCUGCCCACUUCACACUGGACCAAGCAGGUCAUGCCUGCUCCUCUCUCAGAGACUGUUGAGCCUGGUCUCUAUCCAUCCAUAAGAGAUACCUGUCUCUGUAAGAGAUACCUGUUGUUAUUCCUGUCUCACUCAUCUUGUACCAAUAGGAACAUUGUGGUCUGUCACUUCUGGGCUUCGCUGCUCCCCUCCCGUCCUGUCACUACCUUUUCCUGUGAGGAUUGGGGGGG